Molecule: messenger RNA, 795 nt
Organism: Haemonchus placei
Lineage: Eukaryota; Metazoa; Nematoda; Chromadorea; Rhabditida; Trichostrongylidae
Source: the annotation of a GenBank genome assembly
UAUCGAGCAGCUGUGUACGGUUGUAAAUCAGAAGUGGAGAUGUUGUGUCGUGAAGUGUCAAUUCUUUCGAAACUCGCUCACCCAAACGUGGUCUCCUUCGUCGGUGCUGUAUUGGACGAUCCUAGCCAAUUUGCAAUCAUCACUGAAUUCGUCAGCAAUGGGUCGUUAUUCUCCCUUUUACAUGAGCAGAAACGCGUCCUGGAAUCCCAACUUCGCCUGCGAAUUUCACUAGAUGUUGCCCAAGGAAUGCGUUACCUACAUGAAAGCGCAGCGAAACCUGUGAUCCAUCGAGAUUUGAACAGCCACAAUAUCCUUAUUCAUCUCGAUGGUCGAGCUGUGGUUGCGGAUUUUGGAGAAAGCCGUUUCAUGUGCCAAACCGAUGAAGACAACAUGACUAAGCAACCAGGAAAUCUCCGAUGGAUGGCACCGGAAGUGUUUUCUCAAUCGGGGCGAUAUGAUCGUCGAGUGGAUGUCUUCAGCUUCGCUUUGGUGGUAUGGGAAGUACAUUCUGCCGAGCUGCCAUUUUCACAUCUGAAGCCAGCAGCUGCAGCCGCGGAAAUGGCAUACAAACGAGCUCGGCCCCCGUUACCAGAAGAGCCUACAGUGCAAUUUCCCGAACCCAUACUUCGAUUGCUUCCAAUGGCAUGGCAUCCGGAUCCUGCGGCGAGACCCGAUUUUUCGCAGGUCAGAUUUGGUUACGUUAGUUUUCCUACUACAACUCUUAAGGGUAAGCCUCUUCGAAAGGUUGGUGUACUUGCUCUCUUCAGAUCGUCAGCAUUCUCGAACCACACGUGA